AUGAAGAUCUUCGUUCAAAAUAUUGCGCUCUUCGUCGCAACGGUCGCCGCGCAUGGCGUCAUCAGAAAUCCUCCUUCUCGAGUGUUAGGGCCGUCGAUGACGCGCUUGUGUGGGCAGACUGCUUUCGAUAUUGCUAAAGGCGAUGUCACUGCGUCCCUGGAGACCGUCGCCCCGAACAUCACGGCUGGAUGCCCCCUCACUCUUUGUCGCGGACACCAGUUCGAUGACAACCUGGACAAACUUUCCGUAUUCAGGCCUGGCCAAAUCGUCCCUAUGAAGAUUGAACUUAGUAUUUUACAUGGUGGACCAGCGAACGUGUCUAUUGUGAAAACAUCAACCAACAGCGUGAUCGGGCCUCCGCUCAUCUUUUUCGACGAUUAUGGUAACAGAGACCUGCCCGCGCUGCCGCCGAACAACACAGACUUCGCCGUCACAAUGCCCACCAACCUAGCAGACACGGACUGUCGUGUGGCCGGGGACUGCGCUUUACAAUGGUUCUGGUCUACGAUCGACAAUCAGACUUAUGUGGGCUGUUCAGAUUUUAUCUUAUUUGGACAUUAA
Messenger RNA from Diaporthe amygdali, 561 nucleotides. RefSeq lists its product as uncharacterized. NCBI's taxonomy places the organism in Eukaryota, Fungi, Ascomycota, Sordariomycetes, Diaporthales, Diaporthaceae. The coding region runs from base 1 to 561 and encodes 186 amino acids. The record is from RefSeq and is a predicted model, not a curated record. The transcript is spliced from 2 exons.